Molecule: messenger RNA, 3517 nt
Organism: Saprolegnia parasitica CBS 223.65
Lineage: Eukaryota; Oomycota; Saprolegniomycetes; Saprolegniales; Saprolegniaceae
Exons: 18
Coding region: 1-3474 (1157 amino acids)
Molecular function (GO): ATP-dependent chromatin remodeler activity; ATP binding; zinc ion binding
Source: RefSeq, a predicted model, not a curated record
AUGGUCGCACGCCGAGCCGCGCGGUCGACCGAGCCGGCGCCCGCGGCCGCCCCACGCCCAGCUCGACCCGCGCGACGCGCCCAAGCCACCGCGAUCAUCGAGGUCUCGUCGAGCUCCGAUGAAGAUGGCGACGAUGACAUGGAAGAGGCAGCAAGCGAAGAGGCAGCAAGCGAAGACGACAAGCCGCUGUCGCCACCUCGCCGUGGCCGGGCCGCGCGCAAGCCGGCUCCCAUCUCGCACCUUGAGAUGAUGCCGUCGCCAGCCGACGACGAGAGCGAGGACGACAAGCCGAUAUCGCCGCCUCGCCGUGGCCGCGCAGCCCGCAAACCCACGCCCGUCGUGGACGUCAAGAUCAAGCCGCCAGCCGACGACAAGAGCGAAGACGACAAGCCGAUCUCGCCGCCUCGUCGCGGGCGCGCCGCUCGGAAGCGCGAGCCGGUGUCGGACCUCGAGAUCAAGCCGACGCCCGCCAAGAAGCGGCGUGUUGCAGCCACGAAGAAGACGAUCGUCGAGUCGGACGGGUCGGACAUGGACGACGUGUCGUGGGCCAACGCGCCCAAGCUGCCGGCCAAGGGCAAGGGAAAGAAGAAGGUCGUCGUUGCACGCAAGGUGCGCACGCUCAAGGAGAGCAGCGACAGCGACUUCAACGCGUCGUCGGACGCCAGCAGUGACGCUAUCCCGGCCGCACCCCCCAUCGACUCGGACGACGACAAGCCAAUUCGGCCGGCGGGGUCGCCCCUCAAGGUCAAGGCGGCCGCGAAGGCGUCACCUGCCGCCAAACCCGCAGCCCCCCGACGCCGUCCAGCGCCAAAGAAGAAGGAAGCAAAGGCGUCGUCCACAGACCCCGACGACGCUGCACGUCCCGAAAACGCCGAAGCCGCCCCCGCCGACCCCGUGUACCCGAUCUACAAGGCGUGCUACGCCACAAGCGGCCGCGCGCGCUGCAAGACGUGCGAGAAGACGCUCGAGAAGGACGAGCUCGUGAUCUCGGUGACGCUCGAGCACUCGCGGUUUGGCAUCAACAGCUACUACAAGCACGUGGCCUGCUCGUUGCUCGGCGACGGGAUCCCGCUCGUCGGACUCGCCGCGCUCUCCAAGAACGACGAGGCCAAGAUGGUGGCGCUCAUGGCCGCCAACCGCGCAGCCGGCCUCGACGACGAGCGCAUCGCGCUGCGCGAAGAAGACUUUAUCAAGCGCGAGAUCCUCCCGGGCAAGCUGCCCGUGGCGACGCUCACCGCCAGCUUGCUGCCAUACCAGCAAGAAGGCCUUGCGUGGAUGGUCAACCAAGAGGCCAGCGCAUACCGCGGCGGCAUCUUGGCCGACGAGAUGGGCAUGGGCAAGACGGUCCAAGCCAUCGCGUGCAUGCUCGAGCAAAUCCGGCUGGAGAAGAAUGACCCGAUGUUGCAAGCCAACGGUCUCUUGCCGGGCGGUACGCUCAUUGUGUGCCCCGUCGUGGCGUGCAUGCAGUGGCGAUCCGAAAUCGAGCGCUUUGUGGCCAAGGACACGCUGCGUGUGCUCAUCCACCACGGCCCAAAGCGGGCCAAGCUCGCGGCCGAGCUCGCCAUGUACGACGUGGUCUUGACGACCUUUUCGAUCGUCGAAAGUGAAGGACGCAAGAUUCUGGGGGCGGAUAAGGAGCCGUGUGCGUACUGCGGCAAGCUCUUUCUGCCCGAGAAGCUCGUGCUGCACAACAAGUACAUUUGCGGCCCGAACGCGCGCAAGACGUCCAAGCAAGCCAAGCAGCAGCGCGGCAAAGCAGCGAAGGACAAAGCCAAGUCGUUUAAAGACGCGAAAAACGACGAUGACGACGUCGACGACGACGACGAUGACGAUGACGCGUCGUCCGAAGACGAGGCGCCGAAGAAGACACCAGUGAAAAAAGUUGCGGCCAAGAAACCGGUCAAGCAAGGGUCGUCGCCGCUGCACGAGGUUGCGUGGGCCCGCAUCAUCCUCGACGAGGCCCACUACAUCAAAGAUCGUCGAUGCAGCACGGCGCGGUCCGUGUUCAAGCUCACGUCCAAGUUCAAGUGGUGUCUCACAGGCACGCCGCUCCAGAACCGCAUUGGCGAGCUCUUUUCGCUGAUUCGGUUCCUGCAAGUGCACCCGUUUGCCUACUACCACUGCGCGCAGUGCGCGUGCGAGCAGAUUGAUUUCCAGAUGAAGGGCGGGCACUGCAGCCUGUGCAGCCACUCGUCGAUGCAGCACUACUCGUCGUUCAACAAGAAGAUCCUCAACCCGAUCCAAGCCUACGGGUAUGUGGCCGAAGGCAAAGUGGCGAUGCUGCGACUUCAGAACGAUCUCUUGCGCCAUGUGUUGCUGCGCCGGACCAAGCAGAGCCGCGCCGACGACAUUAGUUUGCCGCCCAAGCUCAUUGUCGUGCGCCGGGACGCUAUGGACGAGCGUGAGAAAGACUUUUACGAGAGCAUUUAUACGCAGAGCAAGGCGCAGUUCAACACGUACGUCUCGGCCGGCACGCUGCUCAACAACUAUGCGCACAUUUUCGACCUCUUGAUUCGGUUGCGGCAAGCGGUCGACCACCCGUACCUCGUCAUUUACUCCAAGAUCAACCCGGCGCUGCAGCUGCCAACGCCGGAGCAGCCGGUGAAGAAGGAUCUGCCGCUCUCGGUCGACGUGAACGACGACGACGAUGAUGCUGCGGCCGCGCCGAGCUGCGAGUUUUGCCACGAAGAGGCCGAGGACCCGGUGCGCGCGGCCUGCACGCACACGUUUUGCAAGUCGUGCGUUGAAGAGUACAUGGCGUCGCUGCUCAUGAACGCGAAGGCGCUCUGCCCGACGUGCGAAGAGCCGCUGACGGUCGACCUCGCGCCGCCCGAGGUGCCACUGGAAGAGUUGAUUGACGUGGCGUCGCCGCGCAGCGUGGACGUCUCGCUCAAGAAGUCGCGCGGGAAGGCGAGUUUGCUCUCGAAGCUGCCGCAGCUGAGCGACUUUCAGAGCAGCACCAAGAUCGAGGCGCUCAUGGAGGAGAUCCACCGCAUGCAAGAGUCGGACCCGUCGGCCAAGGGGAUUGUGUUUUCCCAGUUUGUCAACAUGCUCGACCUGAUCGAACACCGCCUCGAGCUGGCGGGCAUUCGCUGCGUCAAGCUCUCGGGCAGCAUGCCCAUGGCCCUGCGCGACAAGCUGCUCUCGCUCUUUCGAGACGACCCGAAGCUCACGAUCUUCCUCAUCAGUCUCAAGGCCGGUGGCGUCGCGCUCAACCUCACGGUCGCGUCCCACAUCUUUCUCAUGGAUCCGUGGUGGAACCCGGCAGCCGAGCACCAAGCGAUCGACCGCACGCACCGUCUCGGGCAGUUUAAGCCCAUUCGCGCGACACGGUUCAUUGUCGCCAACACGAUUGAGGACCGCAUCUUGAAGCUGCAGGAGAAAAAGCAGCUGGUGUUUGAAGGCACCGUUGGCUCGAGCACGGCUGCGCUCGGGCGUCUCACGGUCGAAGACCUCCGCUUCCUCUUCCAUUAGUUAAAGGUUUCAUGCGUAAUGGAUGGAUUGUUUGCAUGCUCGG